AUGGCGACAGUUCCGGGACCAUUGAUCUGGGAGAUCGUUAAGAGGAACAACUGUUUCUUGGUGAAGCAGUUUGGUAGAGGCAACGCUAAGGUUCAAUUCAGCAAAGAGAAGAACAAUCUCUGCAACCUUAACUCUUACAAGCAAUCUGGUCUUGCAAACAAAAAGACCGUGACCAUCCAGGCUGACAAGGAACAAGGUGUUGUCCUUGCCACAACCAAGACCAAGAAGCAGAACAAGCCUAAGGUCUCUGUCAACAAGUCUAUCCUAAAGAAGGAAUUCCCGAGGAUGUCCAAGGCUGUUGCUAACCAGGUGGUUGACAACUACUACAGGCCAGACUUGAAGAAAUUUGCUCUUGCUAGGCUCAGUGUCAUCAGCAAAAGCAUCAGAGUUGCCAAGUCCGGUGCCAAGCAAAGAAACAGACAAGCUUAA
Arabis nemorensis is the source of this 429-nucleotide messenger RNA. NCBI's taxonomy places the organism in Eukaryota, Viridiplantae, Streptophyta, Magnoliopsida, Brassicales, Brassicaceae. The record is from the annotation of a GenBank genome assembly.